Messenger RNA from Propithecus coquereli (Coquerel's sifaka), 5120 nucleotides. RefSeq names its product ATP-binding cassette, sub-family C (CFTR/MRP), member 6 (gene ABCC6). The record is from RefSeq and is a predicted model, not a curated record. The transcript is spliced from 31 exons. Gene Ontology annotation, molecular function: ATP hydrolysis activity; ATP binding; ABC-type transporter activity. Gene Ontology annotation, cellular component: membrane. Lineage: Eukaryota; Metazoa; Chordata; Mammalia; Primates; Indriidae. Gene Ontology annotation, biological process: transmembrane transport. The coding region runs from base 101 to 4615 and encodes 1504 amino acids.
UCUGCCCGGACUCGCCCCUUCCCGGGCCGCGAGCGCGCCGAGCAGGCUGCCCAGGGACCGACCACUGCCCGACGCCAGGACCACCGCACGGACGGCGCCGAUGGCCGCGCCUGGCGAGCCCUGCACGGGGCCGGGGGUCUGGAACCAGACAGAGCCCGAACCUGCUGCUGCCAGCCUGCUCAACCUGUGCUUCCUGAGAACAGCAGGGGCCUGGGUGCCCCCCAUGUACCUCUGGAUCCUCGGCCCCAUCUACCUCCUCUACAUCCACCGCCAUGGCAGGGGCUACAUCCAGAUGUCCCCCCUCUUCAAAGCCAAAAUGGUGCUUGGGUUCGCCCUUAUAGUCCUGUGGACCUUCGUUGUGUCUGUCGCUCUCUGGAAAAUCCAGCGGGGAACGCCUGAGGCCCCGGAAUUCCUCAUCCACCCUACGGUGUGGCUCACCACGAUGAGCUUCGCUGUGUUCCUGAUUCACGCGGAGAGGAAGAAGGGAGUCCAGGCGUCGGGGGUGCUGUUUGGGUACUGGCUGCUCUGCUUUCUCUUGCCAGCUGCCCACGCCGCCCAGCAGGCCUCAAGAGGGGGCUUCCAGAGUGACCCCAUCCGUCACCUGUCCACCUACCUGUGCUUGUUGCUAGUGGUGGCACAGUUUGUGCUGUCCUGCCUGGCAGAUGAACCCCCCUUAUUCCCCAAAGACCCCCAGAAGUCUAAUCCCUGCCCGGAGGCCGGGGCCUCCUUCCCCUCCAAGGCCACAUUCUGGUGGGUUUCUAGGCUGGUCUGGAGGGGCUACAGGAGGCCACUGGGGCAGAAAGACCUCUGGUCGCUUGGGCGAGAGAACACCUCCGAAGAGCUCGUUUCCCAGUUUGAGAGGGAAUGGAGGAGGAACCUCAGUGCGGCCCAGCGGCACGCCAAGGCAACAGCGUUGAAAAGGAGAGAAGGCGGUGGCGUGGAGGCCCCAGAGACAGAGACCCUCCUACAGCAGGAAAGGAGCCAGCAGGGCCCACUGCUGAGGGCCAUCUGGCAGGUGUUCCGUUCUACCUUCCUCCUGGGGACACUCAGCCUUGUCAUCAGUGAUGUCUUCAGGUUCACUGUCCCCAAGCUGCUCAGCCUUUUUCUGGAGUUCAUUGGCGAUCCUGAGCCCCCGGCCUGGAAGGGCUACCUCCUCGCGGCGCUGAUGUUCCUCUCGGCCUGCCUGCAGACGCUGUUCGAGCAGCAGCACAUGUACAGGCUGAAGCUGCUGCAGAUGCGGCUGCGGACGGCCAUCACCGGCCUGCUGUACAGAAAGAUCUUGGCUCUGUCCAGCGGUUCCAGGAAGGCCAGCGCAGUGGGCGACGUGGUCAACCUGGUGUCCGUGGACGUGCAGCGGGUGACCGAGAGCAUCGUCUACCUCAACGGGCUGUGGCUGCCUGUCAUCUGGAUCAUGGUCUGCUUCGUCUACCUCUGGCAGCUCCUGGGCCCCUCCGCCCUCACUGCCAUCGCUGUCUUCCUGAGCCUCCUCCCUCUGAACUUCUUCAUCACCAAGAAGAGGAACCACCAUCAGGAAGAGCAAAUGAGGCAGAAGGACUCGCGGGCCCGGCUCACCGGCUCCAUCCUCAGGAGCGCGAGGACCGUCAAGUCCCACGGCUGGGAGGAGGCCUUCCUGGAGAGAGUCCUGCGCGUCCGGGCCCGGGAGCUGCGUGCUUUGAAGACCUCUGGCCUCCUCUUCUCCGUGUCUCUGGUGUCCUUCCAAGUGUCCACGUUUCUGGUCGCACUGGUUGUGUUUGCCGUGCACACUCUGGUGGCCGAGGAGAACGCCAUGGACACAGAGAAAGCCUUUGUGACCCUCACGGUUCUCAACAUCCUCAACAAGGCCCAGGCGUUCCUGCCUUUCUCCAUCCACUCCGUGGUCCAGGCCCGAGUGUCCUUUGACCGUCUGGCCGCCUUCCUCUGCCUGGAAGAAGUGGACCCUGGCGCCGUGGACCCGAGUCCCUCUGGAUGCUCUGCCGGGAAGGACUGCAUCACGGUACGCGAUGGCACCUUCGUCUGGUCCCGGGAAGGGCCUCCCUGCCUCCACAGGAUAAACCUCACCGUGCCCCAGGGCUGUCUGCUGGCGGUCGUUGGUCCCGUGGGGGCAGGGAAGUCCUCCCUGCUCUCUGCCCUCCUCGGGGAGCUGUCAAAGGUGGAAGGGUCCGUGAGCAUCAAGGGUCCCGUGGCUUACGUGCCCCAGGAGGCCUGGGUCCAGAACACCUCUGUGGUGGAGAACGUGUGCUUCGGGCAGGAGCUAGACCCCACGUGGCUGGAGCGAGUGCUGGAGGCCUGUGCCCUGUGGCCAGACGUGGACAGCUUCCCCGCGGGAGUCCACACCUCGAUCGGGGAGCAGGGCAUGACUCUCUCCGGGGGCCAGAAGCAGCGGCUGAGCCUGGCGCGGGCCGUGUACAGAAAGGCUGCUGUGUACCUGCUGGACGACCCCCUGGCGGCCCUGGAUGCCCACGUCAGCCAGCACGUCUUCAGCCAGGUCAUCGGGCCCCACGGGCUGCUCCAGGGGACAACACGGAUUCUCGUGACCCACACGCUCCACGUCCUGCCCCAGGCCGAUUGGAUCGUGGUGCUGGAAGAUGGGGCCAUCGCGGAGAUGGGCUCCUACCAGGAGCUUCUGCUCAGGAAGGGGGCCCUGCUGCGCCUUCUGGAUCAAGCCAGACAGCUGGGAGGUGGAGGAGAAGGAGAAACAGAGCCUGGGACCAGUGGCGAGGACCCCGGAGGCUCCUAUGUGGGCCAGAGGCGCCAGCCCAGACGGGAGAGGCCCAUCAGCUCAGUCUCUGAGAAGGACAGCAGCACUGUGGAAGCCCAGACAGCGGUUCCUCUAGACGACCCCGACGUGGCAGGACAACCGACAGGAGAGGACGGCGUGCAGUAUGGCAGGGUGAAGGCCGCCAUGCACCUGACCUACCUGCGGGCCGUGGGCGCCCCCCUCUGCCUCUACGUACUCUUCCUCUUCCUCUGCCAGCAAGCCGCUUCCUUCUGCCGGGGCUACUGGCUGAGCCUGUGGGCGGACGACCCCGCCGUGGACGGGCGGCAGACGCAGGCAGCCCUGCGUGGCGGGGUCUUCGGGCUGCUCGGCUGUCUCCAAGCCGUCGGGCUGUUUGCCGCCAUGGCCGCGGUGCUCCUCGGUGGGGUCCGGGCGUCCAGGCUGCUCUUCCGGAGGCUGUUGUGGGAGGUGAUGCGGUCUCCCAUCAGCUUCUUUGAGCGGACGCCCAUCGGGAACCUGCUGAACCGCUUCUCCAAGGAGACAGACAUGGUGGACGUGGACAUCCCAGACAAACUCCGGUCCUUGCUGACUUUCGCCUUUGGACUCCUGGAGGUCAUCCUGGUGGUGGUGGUGGCCACCCCCCUGGCCAUCGUGGCCAUCGUGCCGCUGUUGCUCCUCUAUGCUGUUUUCCAGAGCCUGUAUGUGGCCAGCUCGUGCCAGCUGAAACGCCUGGAGUCAGCCAGCUACUCGUCUGUGUGCUCCCACGUGGCUGAGACGUUCCAGGGCAGUGCGGUGGUCAGGGCGUUCCGGGCCCAGGGACCCUUCGUGGAUCAGAACGACACCCGUGUGGAUGAAAGCCAGAGGGUCAGUUUCCCACGACUGGUGGCUGACAGGUGGCUCGCGGCCAACAUGGAACUCCUGGGGAACAGCCUGGUGUUCGUGGCCGCCGUGUGUGCUGUGCUGAGCAAGGCCCACCUCAGCGCCGGCCUCGUGGGCUUCUCUGUCUCCGCCGCCCUCCAGGUGACCCAGACGCUGCAGUGGGCCGUUCGCAGCUGGACAGACCUAGAGGGCAGCAUCGUGUCCGUGGAGCGGAUGAGGGACUACGCGCGGACGCCCAAGGAGGCCCCCUGGAGGCUGCCCACCUGCGCAGCUCGGCCCCCCUGGCCUCGCGGCGGGCAGAUCGAGUUCCGGGGCUUUGGGCUGAGAUACCGACCCGAGCUCCCGCUGGCCAUACGGGACGUGUCCUUCGAGAUCCCCGCGGGAGAGAAGGUGGGCAUCGUUGGCAGGACGGGGGCUGGGAAGUCCUCCCUGGCCGGGGGCCUGCUGCGGCUCCAGGAGGCAGCUGAGGGGGGGAUCUGGAUCGACGGGGUCCCCAUUGCCAACGUGGGGCUGCACAUGCUGCGGUCCAGGGUCACCGUCAUCCCCCAGGACCCCAUCCUGUUCCCCGGCUCUCUGCGGAUGAACCUCGACCUGCUGCGGGAGCACACGGACGAAGCCAUCUGGGCGGCCUUGGAGACCGUGCAGCUCAAAGCUCUGGUGGCCGGUCUGCCCGGCCAGCUGCAGUACGAGUGCGGGGAGCAAGGCGAGGACCUGAGUGUGGGUCAGAAGCAGCUCCUGUGUCUGGCACGUGCCCUUCUCCGGAAAACCCAGAUCCUCGUCCUGGACGAGGCUACGGCUGCCGUGGACCCCGGCACGGAGCGGCAGAUGCAGGCCUCCCUCGGGCGCUGCUUUGCCCGGUGCACCGUGCUGCUCAUCGCCCACCGCCUGCGCUCGGUGAUGGACUGCGCCCGGGUGCUGGUCAUGGACGAGGGGCAGGUGGCCGAGAGCGGCAGCCCAGCCCAGCUGCUGGCCCAGAAGGGCCUGUUCUACAGGCUGGCCCAGGAGUCAGGCCUGGUCUGAGCCAGGCCCCUCAGCCGGUCCCCCGCUGGGCGAGCCCGCAGCGCCCUGGAGAGGCAAGUGACACGGCGUCAUCGGUGGCGCCACGCAAUGUUGAGUCUAGAUCCCUUUGCUCUCUGGGAAGAAAACAGAGAAAGCGGCUGCUUAUCACAGAGCAUCAGACCUCGGAGGACACGGGGCCCCCCAGCCCUGUCCACCUGGGGCCACCGUCGCAGCGGCACUCAGCCCUGGCUGUCCCUGGACUCACCUGGGGCCCCAAGGACGCGCCUGUGCCAGGCGCCCCCACCCCACCCAUUCUGUCAGAGUGCCCGGGGCUGGGGGCGGCGAUAGUGCGUGUACUUUUUACAAUGUAACCUUUUAUUUUGGGAUAAUCCCAGAUUCAUACGCAAGUGGUCAGAAGAAACAGACACCUUUAGCCCGUCUCUUCCAGAGGUGACCUCGUGCAAAACUCUAGUCAGUGUCACAGCGAGGACCUGGACCUUGGCACAAUACACCAGUCUGCUCGGGC